Molecule: messenger RNA, 699 nt
Organism: Durusdinium trenchii
Lineage: Eukaryota; Dinophyceae; Suessiales; Symbiodiniaceae
Source: the annotation of a GenBank genome assembly
AUGGCCUUCAAUGCCGCGAGCACCGCCUGCCCUGAUGAUGAGAGUUUCUUGUCUGCGAAAGCGAGAUUCCGGUGGACGUGUCGGGAUUUCAUGAGAAUGGGGGUGAUGUGGAGCGUGUCUUUCACCUCCUUGGCGGUCUCGGACUGCGCUGGCUCGUUGAACCUGCAGGGAGCCUGCUCGGCGGACCUGACCUCUUUGAUGGGAAGUUUCACCUAUUUGGCUUCAUCCAUUAGCCUGAUGACCCUGAACUGCCCCUCAGGCAACCUGCCUCCGGUGGUGGAGAAGAUUCAGACCUUGGAGGCCAACAAGGCUGCUCAAGCCGCAGCCAAAGCGACCUGCGUUUUUGAUGUGGGACACGCUGCCUUUUGGCUAGCUCGCGUGGGCACCAGCAUCACGCAGGAGCACCAGGGCUACCGUUGUGGGGCAACGCUCCAUUGCACUCCGGAGAACGUGGCCAAGGGGGAAGCUGGGAAGGUGGCCUGCGCGGUGGACGUGAGUGGCAUUGUGGGUGCUGCGACCUUCGCUGCAACUGCCAUCAUCUACGCGGUGGUCGGCUGCCCUGCACUGGUGAACAAGGUGGUUUGGGUUGUGAGUCAAGUUGGAGGUCGUGCCCCAAGCUGGCCAAAACUGGGUGAAGACCCCAAUUCAGUUGAUUGGAGCUGGGCCGGUGUUGAUCCACCAUCCACCCUUCACUCGUGA